UAGCUGCUGUCAAGGGCGGCAAAAUUUUUUUUCUGGCCAUCACCUCCAGUCUUCAAAUUUCAUCACACUGGCAGCUCACUUCGAGUUCAAUUCAGGCAGUGAACCACAGAAUGAUCUUUCAACAAAAGAACUGCUGCAUCUCAUCUAUGCCAUUGAGAUCAAGAUAUUUCAACACAAAGUUUGUGCUAUGGAUUUUGAUCUUCAUGGGAAUAUUUGACCCCCUUAUCAAAGACUCUGUCUGUGCUCUAGAAAUAACCUCACACAUAAAAAACUAUUAUGUGGCUAGAGAUUCCAGUGUGACCCUUAACUGCAAGUUUGUCCUUGAAUCUGAGAACUUGGGAUAUACGGAAAUAGAGUGGAACAUUGUGCCUUCAGAUAGACAGCAGGAUGACGAGAUCAUUAUCUGGUAUACUGGAGGUGUGUUAUACAGUAAUCUAUAUGAGCCGUUAAAGAAUAGGGUCCACUUUGCCUCUCCUGAUCCCCAAGAUGGUGAUGCCUCAAUGAGAAUCCUUGACCUGAAGCUGACAGAUAUGGGAACUUACCAAUGCAAGGUGAAAAGGUUGCCUGAGUUUGGGAUGAAAAACUUUAACCUGUUCGUAAUGGAGAGGCCAAGUACACCAGUAUGCUACAUAGAUGGUGAAGAAGUGGAAGGAAACAGUCUUAGGAUGAGAUGUAGAUCCUCACAAGGUACUCCACCUCUGAAUUACAACUGGUCUAAGGCAAGCGGAAACAAGAUGUUGCCUCAAACUGCCUUUGUUGACACUACAGCUGGUGACUUGUAUUUACGCAAGAUCACAGAGAGUGACACUGGAACCUACAGGUGUGUGGUUGUAAGCCUUGUUGGUAUGGAAGAGUGUGAGGUUACACUCAGCUCACCCUUACGUCAUACAACACAACAGACCAUCAACAAUGGAACUACAGCGGCAAUUGUUACCAGUGUAAUUGUGAUGAUCAUCCUUGUCAUCGCUGUCAUUAUCUGCUACCGCAGAAAAAAGAAUGAAGGAGUAUUUGGCAAUGAAAUAUUGAUGGAUGAACUCCCUCCUCAUACAUGGCUAUCAAUUAAGAGUCAUAACCUGGGGCCUGGAUCUUUGAAAAGCACCCAUAGCGCAAAGGAUCUUAUGGCAGUGUAUGAAAACAUGGAUGCAGGGUUCAUGUAUAAGGAGAAAGCGAAUAACUUCAUGUUCACUGAGGAGAAGGAUCUUAUGAGUAACGAAAAUACAUCAACCAAAAGAGGAUGACUCAGUCACAGUGGAUGACCAAGAAAUGCAACUUCCACAACCCUGAGGACAAGCAAAUAGUUCAUACCGCUUUUGAGGAAAAAAUGUUUCCUGUUCUACUUUUCACUUUUUGAGUCAUCCAAGACAUCCAACUGCCACAUCCUUGAGAGCAAAUAUGUUUUUACUGCUGUUCUUUCUGGUUUACUGGUCUGUUACAAACAAUGUUUAAAGAUUGAAGAAUGAGUAACAAAAGAGGAUUAGCAUAGGCAUGGCCAAAAGUUUAGGGAGUGGCACAAAGCCUAUUUAUUUUUUUCAUUCAGUCGCCAUUUCAGUUUUACUUAAAUGAUUUUUACAUACUUAUGUGAUCUAGUGAAGAACAAUGACAACUGCAGAGAAAUAAAAAUGUAGUUUUCCUUUUGGCCACCACUGCACUUGACAAAUCCAUGAGGAUAAACAAAGUUCAUUCUGUUUUUAAAUGAAUAAAUCAAAGUACUUGCUGAUAGCUGUGUACUAAAUGUUCAAAUAAAACAAAGAAAUUUCAGAUAUGUGAACUGUUUAAUUGUGUUUCUUUUAAAGCGCAAAUAAACACUGAUUAAAAACACUGAUUUGGCAAGUUCUUUUUGGAAAUCAUUCCAGUGAUUGUAAG
Messenger RNA from Oreochromis niloticus (Nile tilapia), 1863 nucleotides. Its product is annotated as coxsackievirus and adenovirus receptor homolog. NCBI's taxonomy places the organism in Eukaryota, Metazoa, Chordata, Actinopteri, Cichliformes, Cichlidae. Gene Ontology annotation, molecular function: cell adhesion molecule binding. The record is from RefSeq and is a predicted model, not a curated record. Gene Ontology annotation, cellular component: basolateral plasma membrane; intercalated disc; bicellular tight junction. Gene Ontology annotation, biological process: homotypic cell-cell adhesion. The transcript has 4 exons. The coding region runs from base 111 to 1238 and encodes 375 amino acids.